Messenger RNA from Coccidioides posadasii C735 delta SOWgp, 1102 nucleotides. RefSeq lists its product as uncharacterized. Gene Ontology annotation, molecular function: 8-oxo-dGDP phosphatase activity. The record is from RefSeq and is a predicted model, not a curated record. NCBI's taxonomy places the organism in Eukaryota, Fungi, Ascomycota, Eurotiomycetes, Onygenales, Onygenaceae.
GAGCUCCGAGGCCAGCAGCUGUCGACUAGAAUUAAGUGAGGGGAUUCAGAUAUGAGCAAGUCCUAUCUUGACCUGGUCAACGAGUGUGAUAGGUUCCCCUAUUGCCACGAUGACCCUGUGUUUUACGAGCAAUAUAUAACCAACUAUCACACAUUCAAAAUCUCUGGCUGCAGUGCGGGACUGGGGUAUAUCCCCAAUUUUGUAGUUGACAAGUUCCCUUGGCCAAAGGAUCUCUGGGAAAUAAACCACGAGACGCGCACAGUGACACUCCUGGCUCCCCAUGAUGCCGCUGCGGAACAACGGACCGACCUUCUUGCUCGCACAUUAGCCGCUGCCGUUAAAGAAGACACUUUUCAGGUCCUCCGAGGCUGGCGCAAUGAGUUAUACCCCAUUUAUGGGCCGGGCAAGAAAUUGCUAGGCAGCAUUGAGCGCUCCGGCAGCAAUCUUUUUGGAAUCCUGACUUAUGGAGUGCAUAUGACGGUCUAUGUGAACGACGAGAAUGGUAUUAGAAUUUGGGUUGCUCGAAGAUCAAAGACAAAGCAAACGUAUCCCGGAAUGUUGGAUAACACCGUUGGCGGGGGGAUCAGCACUGGCGAACAACCAUUCGAAAGUUUGGUCCGCGAGGCCAUAGAGGAAGCUUCCUUGCCCGAAGAUCUAGUCAGGGCCAAUACAAAAGCUGUUGGAUGCGUUACAUAUACAUAUAUACGAGAUGCGCGCGCGGGUGGUGAAACGGGGCUUCUCCAACCGGAAUGUGAAUACGUCUAUGAUUUGGAAGUCGAUUCGAGCGUCGUUCCAAAGCCGUGCGAUACCGAAGUGGAAGGCUUUUACCUGUGGACUGUUGACGAAGUGAAGGCUGCAUUGGCCAAUGGGGAAUUCAAGCCCAACUGCUCUGUUGUGCUUAUAGACUUCUUCAUCAGGCAUAACAUCAUAACACAGGAGAAUGAGAAGGAUUAUCUGGAGAUACAAGCCAGGAUCCAUCGCCGUCAUGAGGUCCCCACCCUUUGACGCGUCUCUUAGAUAACAUCCCUGUUUUUAUUUAUUUAGACAAACACAGUGAUUCCUUAAAGACUUUAGAACCUAACCAGAUAGAACGCCGGCGCUA